Oppiella nova is the source of this 373-nucleotide messenger RNA. NCBI's taxonomy places the organism in Eukaryota, Metazoa, Arthropoda, Arachnida, Sarcoptiformes, Oppiidae. The record is from the annotation of a GenBank genome assembly.
AACUAUCGAUAAGACCACUGUGGACGAGGUGCAGACGGUUAGGACAGGGAUCACAGUAAAGGCUCCGAUGCGACACAAUUUGCACGUAUCGGUUGGUGGGACCGUUGAAAAGACGUUCACGUUUCCCAGCGUUGGAACUGGAUCAAUCAACAUGUGCGCUAGCGUUGUGAGAAAAGGGUUUGAAUCAGGACACCCGACAGAAGUGGACUGCUUUAUAUGGAACGAGUCGAGUCUGGACGUGACCCCCCGGGUCACUCUAUACCAGACACAGGUCUAUAUGUGUGGCGAACGGCAUAAAGCAGUGGAUGUGGCCCUUACGGAAGCCCUCGUGGGUCAGGUGGUUAAGGGUAGUGCUGAGGAAUGUAAAGUCUAA